Messenger RNA from Capsella rubella, 753 nucleotides. Its product is annotated as 21 kDa protein. Lineage: Eukaryota; Viridiplantae; Streptophyta; Magnoliopsida; Brassicales; Brassicaceae. Bases 12 to 620 code for a protein of 202 amino acids. The transcript has a single exon. Gene Ontology annotation, molecular function: enzyme inhibitor activity. Gene Ontology annotation, biological process: negative regulation of catalytic activity. The record is from RefSeq and is a predicted model, not a curated record.
UCACACACAAUAUGGUAACAAUGAUGAUGAGACCUAUUCUCUUUAUUCUUCUUCUAUCAUCCCUUCUCCCACCAAUCCUCACCGUUGAUCCCCCACUCCCACCAUCCGACGGCUCCGACUUCAUCCGGACGUGCUGCAACACCACACUCUACCCGGACCUUUGCUUCUCAACUCUCUCAUCUUUUGCUAACUCCAUCCAAAACGACUCGAACCGUCUCGCACGCGUAGCCAUCUCCUUCACUCUCCACAACACUAUCCACCUCCUCACCUACCUCCAAAACACUUAUCACCGCGACCACCCAACCCCCGUCCUCAAAGACUGCUUCGAGAAUCUUAAAGACGCCGUCGACGAAAUGAGAGGUUCCAUGAAACAGAUGAAGGAGCUUGUCUCUUCGUCUGGAGGCUCGGUCCAAUCUUUUAAGUUCCAGAUGAGCAAUGUCAAAACUUGGCUUAGCGCAGCUCUCACUAACGAGUAUACUUGUACUGACGGGUUCAAAGACGUCCAUGAAGACAACUCCACCAAAGAUGACGUAUGCUCACGAGUCGAUGCCGUCAAGAAGCUGACUAGUAAUGCCCUCUCUUUAGUAAACCGCUAUGCCGACGAGGCAAUAAUACACUAAUCAAUAUCUUCGUCAUCGUUAAGUCUUUCUUUUUCUUGAAAAUAUGAAUUUUCAUAUACUUAAGAUGUAAAAAAAAAAAGAAAAAAAAAAAGAAGACGUUUAAAAAUGUAACUACAAUAAUAAAUCUGAGUUU